Messenger RNA from Acanthamoeba castellanii str. Neff, 1509 nucleotides. RefSeq lists its product as uncharacterized. The coding region runs from base 1 to 1509 and encodes 502 amino acids. The transcript has 10 exons. The record is from RefSeq and is a predicted model, not a curated record. Lineage: Eukaryota; Discosea; Longamoebia; Acanthamoebidae.
AUGGCUCGUGCGAAGCCGGCGAAGCGCUGCUCCAGGACUCCUUCGCUUCUGGUUUUGCCCAUCAUCUUCCUCCUCAUCGGCCUCCAGGAUAUUCAUGGAGGAGCCGGUGCCGAGGAGUUGAGUCUGGGCUCAGAAUUCUAUCGUCAGUUCGUGGAUCUUGAUGCUGAUCAAAGCAUGGUUGCCGCUCGAGCCGUCAACAGUUCUGUCAACGGCGCCUGCCUUCGGGAUAACCUGGCCCCCUCGGUUGACCUCACCAUUGGCGGCGCCUCCUCGGGGCCGCGAACGCUCAACCAGUACGACUGCCUGGUCUACGGCUUCACAGUCCAACUUGACGACCUGGGCGAAGACGACAUCGUCUUCACCAUCACCUCCCCGUCCUCGCCCACGCCGCGCUACACCACCUGGCGAUUUUACCGCGAGGAGAUCACCCUCGCACGCAACGACAACACCUUUGAUCUCACCAGUGAGGGCUUGAGCUUUUUGAUGCCCAACUGCAUGGCCAAGCUCACCAGGAGGUGGAUCUUCACGCUUACCUCGACCGAGACCUACACCGUGAACCUGGCCACUGCCUACGCGGCACCUGCGGAUGAGAUCGAGCUGGACGGGAUCUCAGACUUUGUGGGCACGUGGACGACCACCAAUGCCUGGCAGGUCUUCAAGUUCAACAGCGACAGCGUGCUGGCCACCCAGAGCGCGACUCUGAACUUUGCAUCGAGUACGUCGGAGAUGACCAUCUACACCCGGAUAGGCGCAUGCCCCACCAUGCACUACACCUACCGAUACUCGGUCGUCAAGCCAGACACUACUGAAGGACAGAAGAGGUUGGCGGUGAGCAACACGGACAGCGUGGUGUACAUGGCUGUGGCGCCUCUGGCCGAAGGGUACUCGGGCACCGGCGACAUCACCCUCGGCUACACUCUGGGUGUACUGGCCCACGGUGGGCAACGACAGCCAGGCCCACGUGCGCACGCGAGACGACAUUGCUGUAUUUCUGAGGACAUCAAAAUGCUGUGGCUGCGGCUCAGGUUCUACGAUGACACCGUGUUGGCCUACCCGAAGGUCAAUUCCGACUGCCUGAGGGUCUUCAAGGACUUCAUCUGCCUCACCACGGAGAGCAAGAAGGGGAUUCCGUUAUGUCAGGACUGGUGCGACAUGGUCUACAGCUCGUGCCCCGCCCGAUUCGUGAGCCAGGUGCUCCAGGCCGAGCUGCGGGAUUGGUGCCUGAGGCCCGGCGCCGAGAUCCGAAACACCGAGGCCCAAAGCAAGAUCAAGCCACCCAUCAACUGCUUCCACACGCCCAUCCCAGACCCCAUCGACAUCUGGGAUUUUACGGAGAGGCCUAUGCGCAACCCGUUGAUGUGGACGCUGGCCGGGUUCGGCGCCUACAUGGCGGCGGCGCUGUGUCUGGCGCUGGCCGCCGUGGCCGUCUUCCUCCACAUGGAGCGCAAGCGACGGAAGCAGAAGCGCCUCACGACCGCCCUUCAGCAGCUUGGCCUCGCGCUCGACUGA